UUUUUUACACUUGGCUUUAAGUUUUAUUUUUUUCCUUGAAAGGGUAUUUUCCAUUACAAUUUAACAGUGGCAGGGGCGCCUAGGUGGCUCAGUGGGUUAAGCCUCUGCCUUCGGCUGGGGUUGUGGUCUCCAGGCCCUGAGAUUGAGCCCCACAUCAGGCUCUCUGCUCAGCAGGGAGCCUGCUUCCUCCUCUCUUCCUGCCUCUCUGCCUACUUGUGAUCUCUCUCUCUGUCAAAUAAAUAAGUAAAAUCUUAAGAAGAUAUAUAAUUAAACAGUCGCAACUUAUAAAUACUGGAGAAAAUAUUAACUUUUAGAUAUAAUUUUAAUGGGGAUAGCUGCUCAAUUGGAUUGACGUAUUUCAAGUAUUUUGUUGUUGCAGUUUCUGAGAUGCAUCAGCAGUCACUAUGUAUGAUUCCUUUGUGCAUUUCUGUGAUUAUCAAAAAUAUUGCCCAUUUUAUUUCAUUCAUCUUCAAGUAGACUGAAGGAGUAAUUUUAAUAAUUUCUAAAUUUUCUAUUAUACCAUUACUAUGAGAUCCUUCUCGAUUUCUAAGGAAAACAUAACUUUCAAAAACUUUCCUUUUUCAUCAUGAGAGUCACUUAUAAAGUUUAGGUAACUUGGAUUCUGAAUUGAUAUGAUUUAUCCUACUUGUUAAGUAGGCCUCAUCCCUGUUCCUAAAAAUUACUCUUGGUUAGCUCUGAGAUAGCUCUGGGAUGAUCUGAUAUGGGGGAAAUAUUUUGUGUGGGAGGGAUAUGCAACACUUUUGUUCCUUGUGCCUUCCUUAAAUUCUGUGAAUUAACUAAGAAUUCAUGAAUGUCUAGGGCCACACAAAUUAGUGCUCUUUAGAUAGCAGGGAAUUGUAGCAGUAGAUUGUGUUAGAUAGCAGGGAAUUGUAGCAGUAGAUUGUGGACAAUGCCUCAAUUCAUUCAAAAGGAGCAUUUUAGUUUCUAAAUGCUUUUGUCUUUGUGGGAAACUGUGUGGUGAUACAUAGAAAAACAGAUCAUCAUGUGAUGCAGUUAGCUGGCAUGGGGAAAGGAGAGAGGAAAUAAUAUUGAGAAAGAUUCUGGGGAGAUUAUUUAAAAUACUGAAGCUUUAAAAUAAAAUUUGGAAAUAUCGAUUGACUUGAAACUGUGUCAAGCAUAUUUGGAUGCUGGCAUUAGGAAUACAUUCCAGAAUCAGAGUGAAACAUACUUUAAAUGUCUAAGAGAGCAGUAGAUAAUUUUUAUCCUAAUGUCACACUGAAAAUGUAUUUUUGUUUGAAUGGGCACUGGGUUUCUUUUAGAAAAUAGUAUUUCUGGUUAAGUAACUUAUUGUACAACAAUAUAAUAGAAGAAAUAAAUGGAAAAGCUCUUUAUCUACUGAUACGAAAUAAUUUCACGAUAUAAUGAGUGAAAAAAGCAAGAUGCAAAACAUAUUAUAAUGUAUAUUUACAUAUUGAAGGGAGAAUAACAUAUGUAAAAAUCUGCACUGUGCAAAACAUUUCUGGAAUGGUACACACAAAUAAACGUAACACUUAUUUCUCCUGGGAGAAAUGUAUUGUUGAAAGCAGAGAGGAGGACAGUAUGUUGUAAGUACCUUUUAAGUUUGGAGCUAUGUGAAUAUAUACCAUUUUAAAAACAAAUAGUCUCUGUAAAUUCAGAAAAGAAAUAUAUUUGCAAAACGUUUACAAGCAAUUGGUACGGUUCCACAGAAAACCUCUGGGUGUCGCUGUAGGUCAAAAAAGUGAGAGAAGAAGCUCUUGGGAGCCUCUUAGAGGGUAACUUCCUGCUCUAACCAGCCACUUAGAGGAGACCAGUAAAGAUUUAGAUACAGAAAACAAAAGCAGGAAGAGAGACCCUAUUUGGGCUUUGCCAUCCAAGGAGGACUUAUUUCUCCUCCCGACCAAAAAGCAGAGCCACCGUGGAGAGAGACAGGAUGAGGCAGAGCACAGAGAGGAGCAGCCCAGCGCUGUGGCGGCAGGUAUUGUUGGCUUUCCUACUGUCUUUGUUCCGCGGGGCUCUCCCGAAUCAAAUCCGGUAUUCAAUUCCGGAAGAGCUGGCCCAAAACUCAGUGGUAGGAAACCUCGCCAAGGAUCUGGGGCUCAGUGUCCAGGACUUGCCAGCCCGGAAGCUGCGGGUUAGCGCGGAGAAAGAAUAUUUUACUGUAAACCCUAAGAGUGGGGACUUACUUGUGAGUAACAGAAUAGACCGAGAGCAGAUAUGCGGAAAGAAGCCUCUGUGUAUUCUGGAUUUCGAUACUGUCGCUGAGAACCCACUAAAUAUUUUCCAUGUAGCAGUAAUAGUGCAGGAUAUAAAUGACAACACCCCGCUAUUCAAACAGAAUAAGAUUGAAUUAAAAAUUGUAGAAUCCACCAAGCCAGGUAAAACGUUUCCACUGGACCCGGCCCUGGAUUCAGAUGUUGGUCCAAAUUCACUGCAAAGAUACCAUCUUAAUGACAACGAGCACUUUGAUCUCACAGAGAAACAGACUGCAGAUGGACGUAAAUAUCCUGAGUUGGUUCUGAAACAUUCUUUAGACAGAGAAGAACAGAAUUUCCAUCAAUUGGUUCUAACAGCUGUGGACGGUGGGGACCCACCCCAAAGCGGCACCUCUCAGAUCCAAAUCCAAGUGACUGAUGCUAACGAUAACCCCCCAGUGUUCAUCCAGGACAUAUACAAGGUCAGCUUGCAGGAAGGUGUGCCCCGAGGCUUUUCCGUGCUUCAAGUAACAGCUACUGACCAGGACGAGGGUGUCAACGCAGAGAUCACCUACUCCUUUCAUAAUGUGGACGAACUAGUGGAACAGUUCUUUAACUUAGAUAAAAUAACAGGAGAAAUCACGACAAAGGAUGAUUUUGAUUUUGAAAUUGCUAAUAGUUACACUUUCAGUGUAGAAGCAAAAGAUCCUGGAGAUCUAGCGGCACACUGCAGUAUCCAAGUUGAAAUUGUCGAUGAGAAUGAUUGUGCACCUGAAGUGAUUAUCACUUCAGUGUUUACUCCCCUGCCAGAAGAUUCACCACCAGGAACAGUGAUUGCCUUAAUAAAAACAAGGGAUAGAGACUCUGGAGAAAAUGGAGAAGUUUACUGCCAAAUCUUGGGAAAGGCCGACUUUAUGCUGAAAUCUUACUCGAAGAACUAUUACAAGCUAGUGACACAUGGGCCUCUGGACCGGGAGGAGAUUCCAGACUACAACAUCAUUGUAUUGGCCACCGACAGGGGAAAGCCGCCCCUCUCCUCCAGGACUAACAUCACUCUGCACAUCGCAGAUGUCAACGACAACGAGCCAGUUUUCCAACAGCCUUUCUAUUUGGUUCACAUUGCAGAGAACAACCCUCCUGGAGCCUCCAUCGCUCAAGUCAGCGCCUCCGACCCCGACCUGGGGCCCAACGGUCGCGUCUCCUACUCCAUCGUGGCCAGCGACCUGGAGCCACGGGCGCUGGCGUCCUACGUGUCCGUGAGCGCGCAGAGCGGGGUGGUGUUCGCGCAGCGCGCCUUCGACCACGAGCAGCUGCGCGCCUUCGAGCUGACCCUGCAGGCGCGCGACCAGGGCUCGCCCGCGCUCAGCGCCAACGUGAGCCUGCGCGUGUUGGUGGGCGACCGCAACGACAACGCGCCGCGGGUGCUGUACCCGGCGCUGGGGCCCGACGGCUCGGCGCUGUUCGACACGGUGCCGCGCGCCGCGCAGCCCGGCUACCUGGUCACCAAGGUGGUGGCGGUGGACGCCGACUCGGGACACAAUGCCUGGCUGUCGUACCACGUGCUGCAGGCCAGCGAGCCGGGACUCUUCAGCCUGGGGCUGCGCACGGGCGAGGUGCGCACGGCGCGUGCUUUGGGCGACCGGGACGCGGCCCGCCAGCGCCUGCUGGUCGCUGUGCGGGAUGGGGGACAGCCGCCGCUCUCGGCCACGGCCACGCUGCUCCUGGUUUUCGCCGACAGCUUGCAGGAGGUGCUGCCGGAUGUCAGCGACCGCCCUGAGCCCUCUGACCCUCAGGGGGAGCUGCAGUUUUACCUGGUGGUGGCUUUGGCCUUGAUUUCGGUGUUGUUCCUCCUCGCGGUGAUUCUGGCGGUUGCCCUGAGCCUGCGCCGCUCCUCCAGCCCUGCCUCCUGGGGCUGCUUUCAGCCUGGUCUGUGUGUCAAGUCAGGACCUGUGGUUCCUCCCACCUACAGUGAAGGGACUUUGCCUUAUUCCUACAAUCUGUGCGUUGCCUCACAAUCAGCUAAGACAGAGUUUAAUUUUCUUACUGUCACCCCAGAAGUGACUCCCUCUCAGGAUCUCCUCUGUGAAGAUGUCUCUUGGGUACCAAACACAAAUCAUGAAGGCGCUGGGGUCCCGUUUGCAUCAGAUGUUAUUUUGAAGGUGAGCUUUAAUUUACUUGACUUAUUUUCACUUUAGGUGUCAGUGUUUGUUAACAAAUCACUGAACUGGGGUUUAAGUCUCAACUUCAUAUUUUGUCUUGUGGAUUCAAUUUAAGCAGUCUUCUGCCUUAAUUAUCUUAGUUGUAUCUAAUCAAAUCCCUAACAUAUGUUUUUGUCUGAUACAGGAGAUUAAUCUGUCCAUAACUACAGGCCUGUAUUACAUGAAAUACUUAUCUUUCUUCCUCAUCUUUAUAUUCCUUUCCCCUGAAAUGUCAUUACUGUAGGAAUUAAGCUAUUCCUUUCACCUUCAGGGUCUUUAUUACUCCAGUUUUAGUUUUACUUCCUCUUAGAAUUAUAGCACUUCAUAGUAAAGAGAUCUGUGUGGCUAGUUUGGGAAAACUGGGAACCAAAAAAAGAAAAAAAAUUUACUCAAUGUCAUGGCUUGCCAUCAUCAGGGCAUGGGUAGAAAUGAAUUGUAGACCAGCAUUCUAAGUGUCUUUUCAAGCUAAGUGUCUUGAUAUCUCAGAUCUGUUUUUAAAGGAAGGGCAACUUUUGAGGUCUGCAGUGUCUGUUUUAUGAGUGUAUUUAUUAAAUGGGAGAAAUCUUUUUCAUUCAUAGUAACAGAUUGCUUUUAUGAAAAAUUGUACAUUGAAAAAUUUUUGCAAACUGUACUCACAUUGUUUACUUAAAACCUUUUUUGAAUUUUCUAAUUAUAGAUAUGUCUUCAUUUUCUUUCUUUUCCAAUGAAGAUGUCAUUGGGUAAAAAUUGUUUUUCUCAUUUAAUUGACUCUCUGUAAUGUUCUCUUUUCCCAAUCAUGAGACAUUUUUCCCCCUGCUACCAUUUGAAGGUGAUAACAUUAAAUAUCUCUCUCAAUA
Molecule: messenger RNA, 5208 nt
Organism: Lutra lutra (Eurasian river otter)
Lineage: Eukaryota; Metazoa; Chordata; Mammalia; Carnivora; Mustelidae
Product: protocadherin gamma-B2-like
Exons: 1
Coding region: 1913-4369 (818 amino acids)
Biological process (GO): homophilic cell-cell adhesion
Cellular component (GO): plasma membrane
Molecular function (GO): calcium ion binding
Source: RefSeq, a predicted model, not a curated record